GUAUAAAUUAGAAAGAAAACUUGGAAAGGGUGGAUUUGGUCAAGUAUAUGUUGGUCGACAUCUUUCUGGUGGAAAUUUGAAUGAGAGAACUGGACCACCAUACGUUAAACUUUUGUUCCCAGGUUGCGUUAAAAUUUGAGCAUAGAAGUAGUAAAGGAUGUAAUUAUGGACAACCAUACGAGUGGCAAGUGUACAAAAUUCUUGGUGGUAGUCAUGGUGUGCCUCAAGUACAUUACAAGGGCAGACAUCGAUUAUUUGGGACAGCUUCUGUGGAAUUACUGCAUUUUAGAUGAAGGGCAUAUAAUCAAGAAUGCUAAGUCCAAAGUUACACUUGCUGUAAAGCAGUUAAAAGCCCAACACCACUUGAUAUUGAGUGGGACUCCAAUACAGAAUAACAUCAUGGACUUGUGGUCCCUUUUUGAUUUUCUAAUGCCUGGAUUUCUUGGAACAGAGAGACAGGUAAAGUCUUAUUUUCCUUUCCUCAUACUAAUUAUUACUUCUGCUCUACUGAUUUGGGACGAAAAGAAUUUGAAGAGGCUUAAAAGCAGUGGAAAGUUAAAGAAAGUUCUUUGGAGACUAGGAAUUUUGGUGGGUUACUUUUUCAAGCUCAUGCCAAUGCUAUCAGAAAUGUUAUGAUGCCAGAAAUCAACUUUUUAGCUCACAGCUCAUAUCCUUUGAGCUUUUUUUUUCUAGCAUGCCUAUGCUAAUACUUCUCAAAGUAAUAAUUAGUGGAUAUGAUUUGCUGUAUAGAAGUUAUUACUUUUGAUUUCUAAUACUAAAAAAUUAUAUAUUAUAUUUGAUACUUUAUUU
This is a messenger RNA of Arachis stenosperma, 810 nucleotides long. Its product is annotated as TATA-binding protein-associated factor BTAF1-like. The transcript has 5 exons. NCBI's taxonomy places the organism in Eukaryota, Viridiplantae, Streptophyta, Magnoliopsida, Fabales, Fabaceae. Bases 166 to 636 code for a protein of 156 amino acids. Gene Ontology annotation, molecular function: ATP binding; ATP hydrolysis activity; ATP-dependent chromatin remodeler activity. The record is from RefSeq and is a predicted model, not a curated record.